Molecule: messenger RNA, 1082 nt
Organism: Rosa chinensis
Lineage: Eukaryota; Viridiplantae; Streptophyta; Magnoliopsida; Rosales; Rosaceae
Product: nudix hydrolase 14, chloroplastic
Exons: 7
Coding region: 25-909 (294 amino acids)
Biological process (GO): ribose phosphate metabolic process; nucleoside phosphate metabolic process
Molecular function (GO): ADP-ribose pyrophosphatase activity; ADP-glucose pyrophosphatase activity
Source: RefSeq, a predicted model, not a curated record
CAGCAAGGUCGACUCUGGACUAUUAUGUCCGAGCACUCAAAACGACUCCGCCUUUCGUCUAGUCCGACUGAGGUUGGAUCCUUCAACUGCAAAAUGUCAUCUGACUCGUCACCACCGUUAACUCACUCCAUUACUCUGUCCUGUCAACCCGCCCAACCCGUCCAGAUAGUCGCUGCCCCCCAUAUCUCCGAUCCCGAUUUCAGGAGUGCUAUCGAUUCUUCCUUGUUUCAGCAGUGGCUGAAGAACACCCAGAGUGAAAAUGGGUUUUUACACGGCGGUUCCAUGUCUCUUACACGAGUUUUAAUUCAGGGAGUGGAUAUGUUCGGGAAGCACAUCGGUUUUCUGAAAUUUCAAGCAGAUGUAUUCGAUAAACAAACAGGGAUAAAGGUUCCAGGUAUUGUGUUUGCACGAGGACCAGCUGCAGCUGUGCUUAUCCUUUUGGAGUCAGAGGACAAGACGUAUGCUGUUCUUACUGAGCAGGCUAGAAUCCCUGUGGGAAGGUUUAUAUUGGAGUUGCCCGCUGGAAUGUUGGAUGUUGACAACGGUGAUUUUCUUGGAGCUGCAAUCCGUGAGGUUGAGGAGGAGACUGGUAUACACCUAAAACAAGAUCACAUGGUGAACCUCACAUCCUUCCUCGACCAAUCCACUGGGUGCAGAAUAUUUCCUUCGCCAGGAGGCUGUGAUGAAGAAAUUGGCCUCUUUUUAUACAGAGGGAAGGUGGGUAAAGAGAUUAUUGAGCAGCUGCAAGGUAAAGAAACAGGUCUUCGUGAACAUGGAGAGCUGAUUAAGGUUCAUGUGGUUCCUUAUGAAAGGCUCUGGUGCAUGACAGCUGAUGCAAAGGUUUUGGCAGCCAUUGCCCUCUAUGAAAUGUCCAAGAGAGAAGGGAUCUUGCCUCCACUGGAAACCUAGAUGCUGAUUAUUGUAGUCACCACUCCCUAUCUGUUGUUGGCUGGUUCUUAAUGUUCACCAACUAUAGACCCAGAUGGAUGAUCCUGAGUUGAUUUUAGUCUGCUGUGUAAAAUUUAUUUUACUUCUAUCACCUUAGUUAAAUAUCAGCCAAACUUAACAGAAUAUUUCUACUC